This is a messenger RNA of Vitis vinifera (wine grape), 1674 nucleotides long. RefSeq lists its product as uncharacterized. Gene Ontology annotation, molecular function: zinc ion binding. The coding region runs from base 1 to 1674 and encodes 557 amino acids. The record is from RefSeq and is a predicted model, not a curated record. The transcript is spliced from 3 exons. Lineage: Eukaryota; Viridiplantae; Streptophyta; Magnoliopsida; Vitales; Vitaceae.
AUGGACUUGGAAAAUUCCAUUUAUGGCUACCUUCAUGAAAGAGGGGAGAUUGUACCUAAGGAGGAUAAACAAAUACAAUACAAGGGUGGACAACAAAAAGGCAUGUACAUUGGACAAAGGAUGUCAUAUGUUGAAUUUGUUUCAAAGGCAUGUGAACGGUUGGAUAUUAAUUCAAAUGGAUAUACAUUUCAUUACACCCUUGAGUUUGAUCCAUCUGCACUUCAACAGUUGGAUGAUGAUGAGGACAUGCAUAUGAUGUUAUCCCAUAGUUAUGAUUAUGCUCGUAUUUAUGUAUUAAAACGGACUCGAAGAGUAGAAGUUGAAGGAGAUGUUGAGUGUUCAAGCCAACCUUCAAUGCGGGGAAGGAGAGGUGCUCGUAUCAUAGAGCAAAGAUUGGUAGACAUUAAUCCAGGGACGAUUGCUGAAUAUAGCAGACAAGAUGGGCAUUUUUGGCAAUUGUUCAUUGCACAUUCUUUUUCAAUUCAAGGGUUUUUAAUGGGUUGUCGACCUGUUAUUGCAAUUGACUCAACUCAUUUGAGUGGACCGUAUAGGGGCUCUUUAUUUUCUGCAACAGCUUAUGAUGCUGAUGAUGGCAUGUUCCCAAUUGCAUUUGGUGUGGUAAGUUCAAAAAACUAUGAGGAUUGGCUAUGGUUUUUGCAGAAAUUGAAGGGCAUACUUCAAGAUAAAGAGGUAGUCAUAAUAUCAGAUAGGCAUCAAGCAAUCCUUCAUAGUGUUUCUCAACUUUUUGGAGUAGAAAAUCAUGCAUAUUGUUAUCAUCAUGUGAAAGAGAAUUUUAGUAGCUAUGUGACGAAACAUAGAAUGAAAGGAAAAAAAUGUAAAAUGGAUGCAUUGUUGCUACUUGAUAAUGUUGCGUAUGCUAGGUUGGAUGAUGAUUAUGUUGUAGCCAUGGAAAAAUUAAAGACAUAUAACAGUGACCUAGCGAAGUGGGUUGAAGAGAACAAUCCACAACAUUGGGCAAUGUCAAAGUUUGCCAAAAAACGAUGGGAUAAGAUGACAACUAAUCUUGCUGAAUCAUUCAAUGCUUGGCUGAAGGAGGAACGUCAUUACACAAUUUUCAACUUAGUAAUGACACAUAUGGAUAAGUUUGCUCAUCUAGCAUGUGAUCAUAUGGGUUCUACAAAAAAUUGGAAAGCUGCAAUUGGCCCAAAGACCGAGGAAAAGCUGUUGGAAAACAUUAUAAAGAGUGGAUCAUUGCCUGUAUAUCCCUAUGUUGGUGGUGUGUUUAAGGUAUUCAAUAUGAAAGUAUAUGUAGACGUGAAUUUGAGAGAGCGUACAUGUACUUGUAAGGCUUGGCAAAUGGCCGGAAUACCUUGUGAGAAUGCAUGUGCAGCAAUACGCCAGAUGAAACAAGAUGUUUAUGAAUAUGUUGACUCAUAUUUCAAGCUUCCAGUGCAACAGUUGAUAUAUUCUGGACACUUCAAUUCAAUUCCAAAUCACAACAUGCCUAUAGUUGAUGCUGAUGGAUGUGUUCGUGAUGCUCAAGGUCGCUUAUAUCCUUCACUUAAACCUCCAUGCUCAAAACGACCACCUGGAAGGCCUCGACACCGUCGAAUAGAGUCUCAAUUUAGUUCAAAAAGGCUUAUCUUCUGUUCACGAUGUCAAGUUGCAGGCCAUAAUCGAGCUUCAUGCAAAAAUCCAUUACCCGCUCCAUGA